Prunus persica (peach) is the source of this 2561-nucleotide messenger RNA. RefSeq names its product protein PNS1. Gene Ontology annotation, cellular component: membrane. Gene Ontology annotation, biological process: transmembrane transport. The transcript has 5 exons. The record is from RefSeq and is a predicted model, not a curated record. Gene Ontology annotation, molecular function: transmembrane transporter activity. Lineage: Eukaryota; Viridiplantae; Streptophyta; Magnoliopsida; Rosales; Rosaceae. Bases 699 to 2417 code for a protein of 572 amino acids.
GUUGCUCCAAUUGGAAAAAACGUAAGAAAUUAUGGAUGCCAAAUAACGGUUCCUCUGAAUCAAAGUAAACAGAAGCAAUAACAGCAGUUUCUAGUUUGUUUCUUGCACGGCCUGGAAAUUACAAGUCAAAGGACGAUAAGGUGGGUUUUCUGUUGUUCCCUUUUUGCAUACGUCUCUCUCUCUCUCUCCUCCUUUUCUUUGUAAAAAAGUCAAAUGCUUUUUAUGCCACCAUUUCUCUCACCCUCCUCAAUUUGAUUUUACUUACCCAUCAUGGCACAUCAGGCAUCCAUCUCAGCCGUCCAAUACUUCACCCACAACAAAAUCCAACCGUCCAUACUCUGAACACCCAAUCCAAAUUACAAAGACACCCACCAACUGCAGGAAGACUCUGUUUCAACGUGCCUCAUCCUCAAUCUGACAUGAACCCAACUAGCCUCCUCCCAUUGGGCAACAUCUCCCACGCGCCACCUUGGUGCGUUGAUCUUGACUAUGAACAUAUUGGUCCCAGCAACUCUGAUACUCUGAGGUAAUUAAUUUUGUCCAAAAGAGAGGAGCCAAUUAACAUCAGCAUCCACCACCACAACCAUAGAUGGAUGGAGAGAUAGAUACACAUAUAGGUACAAAACACACCUAAACAUUCCAGACAGCAACAUCACCGCCACUUCCACAGCUGCCGGUGCCACGUCAUCAUCGCCGACAUGGGUGCUGCAGAGCCUGUGGUGGAGAGAGAAAGUGAAGAAGUUGAGGUGAGAGAGGAAAAUGGGGAGAAGAAGGAAGAGGGGGAAGAGAGAGAUGUUGAGAAAGGUGAGGAGGUGGGUUUUGAAUAUGAAGAACAGGCGGUGGCUGCAGAGAGCAACACCAAUGAUGACCAUAAUCAGAGAGAUGUUCAUAUGUCAAUGAUGCAUAGGCUAAAUCCUACAAACCCUUUGAGAAUCGUCAUCAAUAGUAACACCAGAGCUGCAACUCCACCUCCUCCUUCUCGGUUCUCUCAUGGAAGUAAUAAUAUCAGAGUUGGUGCUACUCCAUCUCCUCCUCACUUCUCUCAUACUCCCCCGCAUUCUCAGCCUCGUUCUACACCAAACCCACAACCAUCUAUUACAACACUGAAUUCAAGAAAAUACACCAACAAGAUAUCUCUGUUCCUGUUCCUUCUACACAUGGUUGCAGCUAUUGGGCUUGUUGGUUUUCUUGUAUUCAAGGGAGUUCAGGGGCUGAUAGAAGCAUCUGACAACAGAGUUAAGAGAGCAGAGAAAAGAGUUUUAAAGUUUUUUCUACCACAAGUUGAAGCUGCAUCUCUUUUAAGCAUUACCCUUGCAUUUGCAUGGCAAAAGGCAGUGAGGGUGUGGCCUAAAUUUUUUGUUCAUUUCAUAUUAUGGACCACUUUUCUCAUGUCUCUGUCUGCUGGAAUUCUACUAAUUUGCUUCCAAAAGCCUGCCAGUGAUGGCGUUGGGGUCUGUUUUAUUGCUUUUGCAAUAGGCAAUGGCUUAUACGCUUGUUGGAUCACGCAGCGGAUUGGAUUUUGUAGCAAGAUAUUGAUCAAAUCGCUCGAACCAGUAUCAAAGUUCCCUGAUUUGAAUCAACCUACUUAUUGGAUGCUUGGGGUUGGAUUUUUGUGGAUGUCCCUAUGGAAUCUAGCAGUAAUUGGAGCUCUGAAUUUCUAUUUUACCCCACUGAUGAUAGUUUUGCUGGGAUUGAGCUUGGCUUGGACAGCCGAAGUAAUGAGGAAUGUGGCAAAUAUAACCGUGAGUAGGGUUAUUUCUCUGUAUUAUCUCAGAGGAAUGCAAUCUAACACUAAAUUUUGCUUUCAAAGAGCCUUGAGUAAAAGUCUUGGAAGUGCAUGCUUUGGAUCUCUCUUUGUGCCUGCAAUUGAAGCCCUGAGAAUUGUUGCUCGAGCCUUAAAUUUACUUGAGGGAGAAGAUGAGUUCAUGUUUUCUUGUGCACAUUGCUGUCUCAGGGUCAUGGAGUCCAUCUUCAGAUAUGGCAAUGGCUGGGCCUUUGUACAGAUAGCAGCAUAUGGGAAGGGUUUUGUGAAGGCAUCACAAGACACUUGGGAGCUCUUUGAAAGGCAAGAAAUGGAACAAAUUGUUGAUUCGGAUAUUACCAGCUCAAUCUGCUUCUUAACCGGCGUCUGCAGUGGCUCAAUGUGUGUCAUAGUUGUGGCUGCUUGGACCGCCAAGGUGCACCAAAGUUUCACAGCCACCAUUUCCCUCCUUGCAUUCUUCAUUGGAUACCUUAUGACCAGGAUAGCCAUGGCACUACCACAUGCUUGUGUAGGUAGUUACCUUGUUUGCUAUGCAGAGAACCCAGACAACAGAUUAUUUGACAGCACAAUUAAGGAUCGUCUGGCUUUGAUGAAAUCUGGUCGAGAUGUAGCCAUCCUCACACCUCGAGUACCCCGCAGGUUUGCAGCAAGGUAAAACAUAGUGACACUGCCAUUAACUCCUCGCACUGCAGCACCACCAUUUGCGCUCUCACAUAGAAGUGUGAAGGAGUGCAGGAGGUGUUUUGGCACUCCCAAACAUAGUUCCGGCCCUGAUUUACCCUAAUUGUACGAUAUUAUG